GGCAUAUAUAAGUAGAAAAGUCACCAGAUUCUCUCACGUAGAUCUCACCAUAUUUAUCGCACGGUAGCAUCCCUCAGGACGGCGAGAACGUCAAAUCACGCAGAAUAUCCACCCCCUCUCUUCCCAGACAACUCACGCACCAAAAGCGCCUCUCAUUUUGGGGAGCUUAACAUCCACUGUCGACCCACCCGCGGCCAAUCUGGAUAAGGCAGUGUGGGUAGUGUGUGGGACGCUGGCCCUUAUAACGUCGACUGACCCUUCAAUCCUGCGCUCGAAGAGAAGGCAAUCUCGAAACAGAAAUAAAACGAGACCAUUCGGACGGAAAAAUCCUUUGCUUAUUCUCACACUCCCGUUUGAUUUCUCUCACUUCCCAAUCAUUCGAGUUCCCCCUCCAACCCAAUUAUCGCACAACCAACACUUUUUCUUUUCAUAACUGAUCUCGCCACCCGUUGAGAACGCUAUGUCGAAAACAAAGGUUUUGCUCGUCGGAGCAGCAGGUGAAACUGGUGGUUCGAUUGCAAAUGGACUUUUGGAAAAUCCGAUCUUUGAGCUCUACGCCCUCGUCCGCCCCCGGUCGGUACAGAAGCCCGCCAUCGUUUCCCUCCAAGAGCGCGGCAUGCAAAUCCGCAGAUGCGAUUUGAAAGGCCCCGAAGAAUCUCUUACCGAAGCACUCGAGGGAAUCGAUGUUGUCAUCAGCUGUGUUGGUCCUGCCGAGCAGCAGGAUCAAAUUCCUCUUGCCAAAGCUGCGAAGAGGGCCGGAGUUAGUCGAUUCGUUCCAUGUGGCUUCAUCACCGUGGCACCCCCCGGUGGUAUCAUGUGGCUGAGGGACGAAAAAGAAACGGUUUACAACCAUGUUAAACAACUGCGCCUUCCCUACACCAUCAUCGAUGUCGGCUGGUGGUACCAACUCUCGUAUCCCCGCCUGGAGUCCGGACGGGCCGACUAUGCUAUGACUUCCGCCAAUAACGAAAUUGUCGGCGAUGGCAACACUCCUAUGGGCUUGACCGAUUUAAGAGACAUUGGACGCUAUGUUGCCAGAAUCAUCAAUGACGAGCGGACAUUGAACAAGAUGGUCUAUGCAUACAACACCGUUAAGACACAGAAUGAGAUCUACGACCUGCUGGAAGAGAUCAGCGAAGAGAAGAUCCAAAGGAAUUACAUUCCGGAGGAAAGCGUCUACACUCGUGUGCUCGCUGCCAGACAGUCUAGUGAGACUUAUCCCUUCGAUCCCGUCAAAUUCAUCCCUCGCUAUUUGGCUGAGUAUCAGUUGUCUUGGGGCAUUCGGGGCGAUAACACCCCGGAAAACGCAAGGUACCUCGGAUAUCUGGUCGCCAAGGACCUCUACCCGGACUUCAGGCCAGUGGAUUUCAAGGAAUAUCUUGAGACCGUCGUUCGGGGCACAGCGAAGGGUGUAUACACCGACCGUAUGGUUUCGAAGGUUCACCAGCGGGCAUUCCCUCGCACAGAGUCGACCGAUUCGUUGUACACUCGGAUAUUCCCAAGAACUGAGUCCAGCGACUCGCUAUACAUGCGGUAGACGCCUCUAUGAUCAGUUUGACCUUAGGCAACGGAUGUUUAUUUUCCUCACUUUUUGCGAUAUGGGUUUAGACUGGCGUUUAUGUUUGUUUACGUUAGGGGAAAGCAGACGAUGGGACAGGCUCUUAGAUCACCACUCCGCCUUGUAUAAGGGUUCAUGAGAAUGGUAAAACAGAUGGUAUAUUUCUCUGUUCUCCAUGUCAUAGUUUUCAUUUGCAGAUUUUAUACCCAUGCAAAUCUCAUUGCACGUUUUUCUUUCGAUCCAUUCUACCAGUCAACCAAUCAAUCGAAAUUCUAUUAACCUGCUAGAGUCUAACUACGGAGUGCUUAGGUGU
This is a messenger RNA of Aspergillus pseudotamarii, 1871 nucleotides long. RefSeq names its product aromatic alcohol reductase. Bases 461 to 1537 code for a protein of 358 amino acids. The record is from RefSeq and is a predicted model, not a curated record. Gene Ontology annotation, molecular function: oxidoreductase activity. Lineage: Eukaryota; Fungi; Ascomycota; Eurotiomycetes; Eurotiales; Aspergillaceae. The transcript has 4 exons.